AUGAUGAAGAAAAUCCAGAUCUGCCUCUGCUUCAUCGUUGUCUCUGGCAUCUUGUAUGAGAUAUCCCUGCUGUCUGGCUGCAUCUUUUCUUUUAUCCCCCUGUCCAAGCACUUCCUGACACCUGAGCAGGUUCUGAGCCUUGGCAAAAGCAUCUUCUUUUUGGAGACCACAGAGCGCCUGGAGCCGCCUCCGCUGGUUUCCUGCUCCGUGGAGUCUGCUGCCAGGAUUUACCCCGACAGGCCCGUUAUCCUCUUCAUGAAAGGGCUUAACAACGAGACGGCGUUGGACUCCAAUUCCAGCUACGCCGCCUUCUCGCUCUUAUCCUCUAUGAGCAACGUCUUCAUUUUCCCCCUGCAGAUGGAGAUCCUCUUCGAGAACACCCCUCUGCUCCAAUGGUACAAGGAGGUAAACCCAGAGCAGGAGAAGAACUGGGUUCAUAUCAGCUCGGAUGCCAGCAGACUGGCGCUCAUUUGGAAAUAUGGGGGGAUCUACAUGGACACGGACGUCAUCUCCAUCCGGCCUAUUCCCGAGGCAAGUUUCCUGGCGGCGCAGAAAUCCCAGUUCUCCAGCAAUGGGAUUUUUGGCUUUCCUUCCUAUCACAAAUUUGUUUGGGACUGCAUGAAUAAUUUUGUUCUGAAGUACAAUGGGAGAAUCUGGGGCAACCAGGGACCUUUUCUAAUGACAAGGAUGCUAAAAGCCAUUUGUAAUCUCACGGAUUUUGUCGGCCUUGAGGACCACAGAUGCCACAACAUCUCUUUCUUGAACCCUCAACGUUUCUACCCUAUCCCAUACCCAGCCUGGAAAAAGUACUAUGAGGUGUGGAACAAAGACCCUAAUUUCAACCACUCCUAUGCGUUGCACUUGUGGAACUUCAUGAACCGUAACCAGAAAGUGGUGGUGGCAGGGAGCAACACGCUGGCAGAAAAGCUGUACAAGACCUACUGCCCCACGACGUACAGGGAUUUGAUCCAAGGGGCCACAAGAGAGACUUGGAGCAGCAAAGAGACGGUGCUGGAUGGGACGUAG
Molecule: messenger RNA, 1026 nt
Organism: Tinamus guttatus (white-throated tinamou)
Lineage: Eukaryota; Metazoa; Chordata; Aves; Tinamiformes; Tinamidae
Source: RefSeq, a predicted model, not a curated record